Molecule: messenger RNA, 2846 nt
Organism: Trichechus manatus latirostris (Florida manatee)
Lineage: Eukaryota; Metazoa; Chordata; Mammalia; Sirenia; Trichechidae
Gene: CTNNA3
Product: catenin alpha 3
Exons: 17
Coding region: 2-2689 (895 amino acids)
Biological process (GO): cell migration; cell-cell adhesion
Cellular component (GO): adherens junction; fascia adherens
Molecular function (GO): actin filament binding; cadherin binding; beta-catenin binding
Source: RefSeq, a predicted model, not a curated record
UAUGUCCACUGAAACACCAGUCACACUGAAUAUUGAUCCUCAGGAACUGCAGGUCCAAACAUUCACUGUUGAGAAGCUACUGGAGCCUCUUAUAAUCCAGGUCACCACACUUGUAAAUUGUCCCCAGAAUCCUUCCAGCAGGAAAAAAGGACGUUCAAAAAGAGCCAGAGUUCUUCUAGCUUCUGUGGAGGAAGCAACCUGGAAUUUAUUAGACAAGGGAGAGAAGAUUGCCCAGGAAGCCACAGUUUUAAAGGAAGAGCUUACUGCUGCACUCCAGGAAGUUCGCAAAGAGAGUGAAGCUCUGAAAGUAUCAGCUGAAAGAUUUACAGAUGACCCCUGUUACCUCCCGAAACGGGAGGCUGUGGUUCAAGCCGCCCGCGCCUUGUUGGCUGCAGUGACUAGACUCCUUAUCCUUGCGGACAUGAUUGAUGUCAUGUGUCUCUUGCAGCACGUGUCAGCUUUUAAAAGGACAUUUGAGUCUCUUAAGAAUGUUUCCAACAAAUCUGACCUCCAGAAGACCUACCAGAAGCUUGGAAAGGAACUGGAAAACCUCGAUUAUUUAGCCUCCAAACGUCAGCAGGACUUAAAAUCUCCAAACCAGAGGGAUGAAAUCGCAGGGGCCCGGGCCUCACUGAAGGAGAACUCUCCUCUCUUGCAUUCAAUUUGUUCAGCUUGUUUGGAGCAUUCUGAUGUUGCUUCCCUCAAAGCCAGCAAGGACACAGUUUGUGAAGAAAUUCAGAAUGCCCUUAAUGUGAUUUCAAAUGCUUCACAAGGCAUCCAGAAUAUGCCGGCCCCAACAGAACCUCAGGCAACAACCCUGGGAAGUGCCCUUGAGGAGCUUGAGACUUUAAUUGUCUUGGAUCCACUCACAGUGACUGAGGAGGAAAUAAGACCAUCACUAGAGAAACGCCUAGAAGCCAUUAUCAGUGGGGCAGCUCUGUUAGCGGACUCCUCGUGCACAAGGGAUUUUCAUCGGGAGCGAAUCAUUGCAGAAUGCAACGCGAUUCGCCAGGCUCUUCAGGACCUGCUUUCAGAGUAUAUGAACAAUGCUGGAAGAAAGGAAAGGAGUAAUACCCUGAAUAUUGCCAUAGACAACAUGUGCAAGAAGACAAGAGAUCUUCGCAGACAGCUCCGUAAGGCUAUUAUAGACCAUGUGUCCGACUCUUUCCUGGAUACAACAGUCCCACUUUUGGUUCUCAUUGAAGCUGCCAAGAAUGGCCGAGAAAAGGAAAUAAAAGAAUAUGCUGCAAUAUUUCGUGAACACACCAGCAGGCUCGUAGAGGUGGCAAAUCUUGCUUGUUCCAUGUCAACAAAUGAAGAUGGAAUUAAAAUUGUCAAAACUGCAGCCAGUCACCUAGAAACCUUGUGUCCACAGGUUAUUAAUGCCGCACUUGCUUUGGCUGCAAGACCCAAAAGCCAAGUGGUCAAAAACACCAUGGAAAUGUACAAGCGCACGUGGGAGAGUCACAUACAUGUCCUCACCGAAGCUGUCGAUGACAUUACAAGCAUUGAUGACUUCCUUGCUGUAUCUGAGAGCCAUAUCCUGGAAGAUGUCAACAAGUGCAUUAUAGCGUUGAGGGACCAGGAUGCUGAUAAUUUAGACCGUGCUGCUGGUGCUAUCACAGGACGGGCAGCCAGAGUGGCCCACAUUGUCACAGGUGAAAUGGACAGUUAUGAGCCAGGGGCUUACACGGAAGGGGUGAUGAGAAAUGUAAACUUCCUUACAAGUACUGCAAUUCCUGAGUUUGUAACACAAGUGAAUGUUGCCUUGGAAGCCUUAAGCGAGCACUUUAUGGAUGUGUUUGAUGACAAUCAAUUUGUGGACAUCUCAAAGAAGAUCUAUGAUACAAUUCAUGAUAUCAGAUGUUCAGUCAUGAUGAUUCGGACCCCAGAGGAGCUGGAGGAUGUUUCUGACCUGGAAGAGGACUAUGAGGUCCGUAGUCAUGCCAGCGUUCAGACAGAAGGGAAAACUGACCGGGCUAAGAUGACUCAACUGCCUGAGGCGGAAAAGGAAAAGAUUGCUGAGCAAGUUGCUGAUUUCAAGAAAGUCAAGAGUAAGCUGGAUGCUGAGAUUGAGAUCUGGGAUGACACCAGCAAUGAUAUCAUUGUGUUGGCCAAGAAGAUGUGUAUGAUUAUGAUGGAGAUGACAGACUUCACAAGGGGAAAAGGGCCACUAAAGCACACAACUGAUGUGAUCUAUGCAGCUAAAAUGAUAUCCGAAUCAGGAUCAAGGAUGGAUGUCCUUGCUCGGCAGAUUGCUGACCAGUGUCCAGAUCCAUCAUGCAAACAAGACUUGUUGGCCUACCUGGAACAGAUCAAAUUCUACUCUCACCAACUGAAAAUCUGCAGUCAAGUUAAAGCUGAGAUCCAGAACCUGGGGGGAGAGCUUAUUAUGUCAGCUUUGGACAGUGUCACCUCCCUGAUUCAAGCAGCCAAAAAUUUAAUGAAUGCUGUAGUGCAGACAGUGAAAAUGUCUUACAUUGCCUCAACCAAGAUCAUCCGAAUCCAGAGUCCUACUGGGCCUCGUCACCCAGUUGUGAUGUGGAGAAUGAAAGCUCCUGCAAAAAAGCCCUUGAUUAAAAGAGAGAAGCCAGAGGAAACCUGUGCAGCUGUCAGACGAGGCUCAGCGAAGAAAAAAAUCCAUCCAGUGCAAGUCAUGAGUGAAUUUAGAGGCAGACAAUUCUACUGAAACCACUAUUCUUCUCUAGUGCCUAUAUUACAAAGUCCUGGCUAACUGCACUGCUUUAUUUUACACUUGAUUAAUUCUUUAGGUUCACUAAGGUUUGGAGUGUAACCCACAAAUAACAUAAAAUUUUGGAGGCUGAACCAAUGAAAGAAACUUAUAU